Messenger RNA from Amorphotheca resinae ATCC 22711, 1287 nucleotides. RefSeq lists its product as hypothetical. Bases 1 to 1287 code for a protein of 428 amino acids. The transcript has 4 exons. Gene Ontology annotation, molecular function: ubiquitin binding; endopeptidase activator activity; proteasome binding. The record is from RefSeq and is a predicted model, not a curated record. NCBI's taxonomy places the organism in Eukaryota, Fungi, Ascomycota, Leotiomycetes, Helotiales, Amorphothecaceae. Gene Ontology annotation, cellular component: nucleus; cytoplasm; proteasome regulatory particle, lid subcomplex. Gene Ontology annotation, biological process: ubiquitin-dependent protein catabolic process.
AUGUCUAUCUCACCCAUUAUCACAUUUAAAGCUGGCAGAUGUGAUCUCGACACAUCAAGCAAGCCGUACAAAGUCACGCCUGAUCCUACACCUGGUUACAUCUAUCUCUACUCCGAAGAUGAACUCAUUCACUUCUGCUGGCGCGAACGAAGCAAGCCCUUGACCGACGAAGAGAACCUCGAUCUUGUUAUGUUCCCAGCUGACGGACAUUUCGUGCCAUACGAAUACAAGACCCGCGACGAACCUACAUCUAAGACCAACGGUCGCAUCUUUGCGCUCAAAUUCUCCUCUUCCUCUUCAAGACAUCUAUUCUGGCUGCAAUCGAAGCCCCAGGCGCGGAAUGGCGACGCUAGCUGGUUCAGCCCCCGAGAUUUGAAGAUUGGCCAGAUUGUCGAUUCAUUACUGCAAGGGGAGGAGGUCAACGUAUCGCAGGAAAUUGCACAAAUACGAAGCGGAAACGGCGGAAACAAUGACGAUGAAGAUGAGACUAUGGAGGAUGUUGAAGGCCACGGAGACCCAUCACAGCAUCAUGCUGGCGGAAGUGGCGGCGCUGGACCAGAUGCCACCGGCGGAGAUAUCAGGGAGGAGGGCGAAGAGGCAAGAGAAGGUGGAGCUGAUGGUGGACGAGCGAGUUUGGUGAAAAGGGAGUGGAGAACAAAACGACUAUGUACUGCUAGACAGAUACGCCUGAAUGAAUACUCAAGAAGUUUAUGGGGUUACGUCAGGAUGAGGGCUGACGAGGUGAUCAGUGCUAGUUCGGGACCAACAGAUGCUGCCACAGUCGUUCAGAAUUUCCUCAACUCGUUGAAAGGUGGGAACGGUAUGCAGCAACAACAAGCACAAGGCCAAAUAUAUACGACUCUACCGGACUUAUUAUCAUCGUCAACGACAAUCCCUGCAAUCGAAUCCGCCUCCGCAAGCCAAAUCGACAACCUUCUUAGCUACCUGCCGCCAACCAUACUCUUGCUUGCACAAGAGUCGGCUGCUUCGAUCGAUGGCAUGGUAGAGCCGAACGCCGCAACGGCCACUGCAGCAAUGGAAGCGCUCAGCUUAGCCCAGAAGAAAUCCAUAGUCAAGCGAGUAUUGAGGAGUCCUCAAUUCCACCAGAGCCUGGGCAGUCUCACAAUGGCAAUCCGAGAUGGUGGAUUGCCCAGCAUUGCCGACGCAUUGGGCGUGCAGUUGGAAAACGGAGGAUUGGUUCGAGGCGGCAGUGUGCCUCUGGGUGGUGGAGAUGCGGUGGAGGCGUUUGUCGAGGGCGUCAAGAGGACAGUCGAGGGAAAGAAAUAG